This is a messenger RNA of Impatiens glandulifera, 1019 nucleotides long. RefSeq names its product superoxide dismutase [Mn], mitochondrial-like. The coding region runs from base 86 to 817 and encodes 243 amino acids. The record is from RefSeq and is a predicted model, not a curated record. Gene Ontology annotation, molecular function: metal ion binding; superoxide dismutase activity. The transcript is spliced from 6 exons. Gene Ontology annotation, cellular component: mitochondrion. Gene Ontology annotation, biological process: superoxide metabolic process. Lineage: Eukaryota; Viridiplantae; Streptophyta; Magnoliopsida; Ericales; Balsaminaceae.
AUUUUCAAUCCUAACUCUACCACACAUACUGUGAGUCUAUGAGUGACUGAGAGUGAGUCAGUUCUUCCCUUUUGAAAACACUUGAAUGAUGAUGGCUUUUCGUCGAGCACCUGCAAUUCGAAAAGUUCUUACUAAACUAGGGCUUGCUUCUAGUGCCGCCGCUCCUCCCCGCGCCUUUCAGACCUUCUCCCUUCCCGAUCUCCCUUACGACUAUGGCGCACUGGAGCCAGCAAUUAGCGGCGAAAUCAUGCAGCUUCAUCACCAGAAGCACCAUCAAACUUACGUUACCAAUUACAACAAAUCCCUCGACCAGCUCCACCACGCCAUCAACAAGGCCGAUUCCCCUGCUAUCCUUAAAUUACAGAACGCUAUCAAAUUCAACGGCGGAGGUCACAUAAAUCACUCAAUCUUCUGGAAUAACCUGGCUCCAGUCAGUGAAGGAGGUGGUGAGCCCCCAAAGGGUUCUUUUGGAUGGGCCAUUGAUGCUGAUUUUGGUUCCUUUGAAGCACUGGUCCGAACUAUGACUGCUGAAGGUGUUGCUUUACAGGGUUCUGGAUGGGUUUGGCUUGGUUUGGACAAAGAUCUGAAGACACUAGUCAUUGAAACAACAGUGAAUCAAGAUCCUCUUGUGACAAAAGGGCCUAGUUUGGUUCCUUUGAUUGGGAUCGAUGUUUGGGAACACGCUUACUAUUUACAGUAUAAGAAUGUGAGACCCGACUAUCUUAAGAACAUAUGGUCUGUUGUGAACUGGAAGUAUGCGAGCGAGGUGUAUGCAAGAGAGUGUCCUUUUGCACAAGCAGUUCCUCGCUGUUCUUAACAGGAUUGAGUACCAUGACAGCAAAGAAGAUGUUCUAAAUAUGUGAAAUUUAUUGAUGUGUUUUCUUUUACAGAAAAAUAAGGAGGAUACAUUAUAUCCUUGAAACUGAAUGUAAUCAAACAAUGUAUGGGAAUCUUCAUUUCUUAAUUAUUCAAUGAAGAUAAAUAUUGUUUUAAUAAACUAAAAGAUAAAUACUAUGAUA